AUAAACAAAACAACCAUAUACAAAAACUAAUAUAACCCAAAUGAUAUAUUUUGGUAGAUCAAUUGAUCAUCACUAUACUACAACAACAACAAUGACAAAAACAUUGGAGAUUCAUCUAAGAUCAGCAGAAGGGCUCAAGCUAAACCGAAGAGCGCUCAAGAAAAAGACUCUCGCCGUCGUAAGUAUCGGCGAGAAAAAACGAACAUCUAAACCUGACGAAUCGAGAGUAAGCAACCCAACAUGGAACUUUAAAGCAGAUAUGCCCAUCAACGGUAAUGUACAGUUUAUCUUCAUUGAGGUAUUAUAUCGAACACGUUCUGGGCAAGAUAAAAGCGUCGGAAAGGCUAAAAUCCCGACGAGCGAUUUCAUGGGAAAAUAUUCGCCUGAAGGCCAUUUGAAUUGCUUGAGCUAUAGAUUGAGAGAUGAGUUUGGUGAUAAGUGUGGGAUCGUCAACUUUUCGAUUCUUGUUAAAUCGGAUCCGAAGGCUGUGAGGGAUUACGACGCGUGUUCGUCGCAAGCGAGGGAUACUGGUUUGUGGAGACCGAGAUCGGAUACGCCAUCGAUUGAUGGGUAUGGUGGUCGGAUUGUAACCGGAGUUCCGGUUUGGGGUCUGUACCAACGGCCUUAUUAAAAAAAAUGUUUUUGGGUUUUGGGCUUUGCUCUGCACAGAUUCUUAUUAUUGAUUCUUCUGUCUUUUGUUCCGUUGAUGAUUCCCAAUUUUUGAAUUUUCGGAACAAAACUAACAAAGAUGUUUUGAUUCUUUUUUUUUUUUUUGGUAUUCAGGAAAUACACAAAAAAAAAAAAAAGAUUUAUUUCAAGGUUGAAAAAAUAAAAUAAAAAUCGAAAUUUGUAUGAUGAUGAAUCUAAUAAGAGAACUUGGUGUUACUGUCUA
This is a messenger RNA of Camelina sativa (false flax), 892 nucleotides long. Its product is annotated as BON1-associated protein 1. Lineage: Eukaryota; Viridiplantae; Streptophyta; Magnoliopsida; Brassicales; Brassicaceae. Gene Ontology annotation, biological process: defense response. The record is from RefSeq and is a predicted model, not a curated record.